UCUGCGUGGUUUAUCAAUUUCAAUACAAUUGUAUAGCAUUGUAGAGAAAAUGACAGCUUUCAAAAGCAUUCAGUGGUCAUUUAAGAUUCCUUUCUUUUCCUUCCUGUCCCACAGGUACUCUGUGUCUGCAUAUUAACGACAAUCCUAGGAUGUAUAUUUGGCCUGAAGCCCAGCUGUUCAAAAGAUGUGAAAACCUGUAAAGGUCGCUGCUUUGAAAGGACCUUUGGAAGCUGCCGUUGUGAUAGAGAUUGUGUCAAGCUUGGCAACUGCUGCUUAGAUUACCAGGAAACGUGUAUACAACCAGCCCAUAUAUGGACCUGCAAUAAAUUCAGGUGUGGAGAGAAGAGACGACCAGAAUAUCAUUGUUCCUGUUCAGAUGACUGUGUAGAAAAUAAAGAUUGCUGUGUCAAUUAUAAUGCUGUUUGUAAAGGAGAGGCAAGCUGGGUUGAAGAAGAGUGUGAGGACAUUACUGAACCUCAGUGUCCAAAAGGAUUUACCAAGACUCCAGUGUUACUGUUUUCAUUGGAUGGCUUCAGAGCAGAAUAUUUGCAGACUUGGGGUGGACUUCUACCCGUUAUUAGCAAAUUACAGAAAUGUGGAACAUACACUUCCAGUAUGAGACCAGUAUAUCCUUCAAAAACCUUUCCCAAUCAUUACUCCAUCGUCACAGGGCUGUAUCCUGAAUCUCAUGGUAUAAUUGAUAACAAGAUGUAUGACCCCAAAAGGAAUGCAUCCUUUACCCUUAGAAACGAAGAGAAGUUUAAUCCACUGUGGUACCAGGGACAGCCUAUUUGGCUAACAGCUAUGUACCAAGGUCUAAAAGCGGCUGCGUUCUUUUGGCCUGGAUCAGAUGUAGCAGUUAAUGGAACCUUUCCAAACCUGUAUGUAAAAUACAAUAGCUCAAUCCCCUUUGAAGAAAGGGUGGUAACUGUUCUUCGCUGGCUGCAGUUACCUGAAGAUGAAAGACCACACUUUUACACUCUGUAUUUAGAAGAACCAGAUUCCUCAGGCCAUAAGUUUGGACCAGUAAGCAGUGGAGUUAUUAUGGCAUUGCAAAGAGUGGACAACAUAGUAGGCAUGCUGAUGGAUGGUCUCAAGCAAAUGAACUUGCAUAAAUGCCUGAACAUUAUUUUUAUAUCAGAUCAUGGGAUGGAAGCAGGGAGCUGCAGAAAAACAGCGUAUCUGAACAGCUAUAUGGACGAUGUUCAAGAUUUCAUAAUAGUACCUGGUCCUGCAGCUCGCCUAAGACCUAAUAAUGUUCCAGAUGAGUAUUUCUCUUUUAAUUAUGAAGACAUUGUCAGAAACCUCACAUGCCUAGAGCCAAACCAGCCUUUCAAACCUUAUAUGAAACAGCUGUUGCCCAAGCGUUUCCAUUAUUCCUAUAAUGACCGGAUUGAACCAUUGCACUUUUACUUAGACUCUCAAUGGCAGCUUGCUAGGAAACCACUUGAGAUUAAAAGCUGCACAGGUGGAUUCCACGGCUCAGACAAUCGCUUCACUAGUAUGCAG
This is a messenger RNA of Mesitornis unicolor (brown roatelo), 1509 nucleotides long. RefSeq names its product ectonucleotide pyrophosphatase/phosphodiesterase family member 1-like. Gene Ontology annotation, cellular component: cell surface. The annotation marks the transcript as partial. Gene Ontology annotation, molecular function: dinucleotide phosphatase activity; polysaccharide binding; scavenger receptor activity. The transcript has 15 exons. The record is from RefSeq and is a predicted model, not a curated record. Lineage: Eukaryota; Metazoa; Chordata; Aves; Mesitornithiformes; Mesitornithidae. Gene Ontology annotation, biological process: inorganic diphosphate transport; regulation of bone mineralization; negative regulation of fat cell differentiation.